Messenger RNA from Melitaea cinxia (Glanville fritillary), 1108 nucleotides. RefSeq lists its product as uncharacterized. The record is from RefSeq and is a predicted model, not a curated record. Gene Ontology annotation, biological process: mitotic cell cycle; establishment of meiotic spindle localization; spindle organization. Gene Ontology annotation, cellular component: spindle pole. Lineage: Eukaryota; Metazoa; Arthropoda; Insecta; Lepidoptera; Nymphalidae. Bases 1 to 1071 code for a protein of 356 amino acids. Gene Ontology annotation, molecular function: protein binding. The transcript is spliced from 2 exons.
AUGGCGAGUGUGAUCCAUUUAAUACCAACACCUAAAGAGUUUUACGUUGAACUACAAGAACACGCUGACCUUGCAGAGAGUAGACGACGGAAGCGAUUUCUUGCAGUGUUGCUAUUGCAGCGAAUGACGCGUGGCUAUUUAAUAAGAAAAUAUAUAGCCUGGUUGUCUAAAAAUGCGAUUACUAUUCAAUGUGCUUUCAGAGUACACACAGCACGUAAAGCAUACCGUGCAGCCUUGAAAAGAGCUGUUGCUAACAAACAUUCAAAAUUCUAUGCGCGUGCUGCAACGAUUAUACAGGCCCUUUGGCGAGGACAUAAUUCCAGGAAAAAAAAGUUUUGUUACCGUUCGUAUAGAAAAUGGCUAUUCACAGUGACAGAACGAGGUGAAAGACGGGCUGCAGAAGCUGUUGAAUUUGGUAUAAGGAGUAGAGCUGAUGAUUUAAAAAUUCUAGAAGAAGAGGCAAGACAGUGGCUAGCCUUCGUUGUAUUCAAAUUACAUCACUUAUUGAGAACAUAUGUUUGUGCAGGUGUUUACUCACAAUCUAACUCCACUGAAUUGUCAGAUUUUGAAAAGCUUCUGAAAUCCAUUCAUUAUACUGAGUAUAUGAAAAGACUAAAACGAAAAUACAAUGAAUUUGUAAAGAAAUUUCGUCCUCGCUUUGCAAAUAAACACUUAUUUCCAAUAAUUGGUGACGGUGCUGAUUACUGGUACCUUUCAUUGCCUGAAAUGUAUGAAUUGACAGCUCCUCUACAUAGACAUACCGAUAGUCGGCAUCUUUCAACACAUCAUGGAUCUAUGCACAAGAAACCUUUUCUUUGGAAGAAAGUUAGGCCGCAAUAUUUAGAAGAGAGUAGAGGACCGUAUACGCUUCCGAAAACGCCAACUCCGUUAUCACCACCUCCGCCAGCGCCAACUCCAAAUGGUGACCAAAGACCUCAUAAAGAUCCUCGUUUUUAUCUAUACAUGAAACAUUACACUCCGCAACCAGAUAUUUUUGAAUACGUUGACUUCCAUGUUAAUAUAUUGUUAGCUAGAAAAUUCUCAAUUCAAAAUAUAGACAAAGAAUCAUAACUGUUUUUUUUUUCAAAUCCACGAAGUGCUCGUUAAU